GGCAUCGCAUGAAUUUUCCUUCAAAAUGACACGACUUUCUCCCAAAUUCAAUUUUUGUUAAAAGUCUAUUAGAAUCCACACAUGCUUUUUACUUAUUAUACUUUUAAUACUUUAUCGGGUACAAUCGAUAUCCGGCGAUAGUCGUCAUGGAUCAGGAUCACUUGAAGAAUGCCAAAAACGCCACGCGGAGAGUUGGUCGUCUGCGGUCGCUGGGCAUCGUUACAGUCGGAGCAGCUGCCUUGGUGGCAGGCAUCACGGCGUACAAGCAGCAGGACCAGUUGUUCCGGACCUUUGUGAUGCCAGCGGUGCGACUGCUUCCGGCGGAAACCAGUCAUCAACUGGCUGUGCUGGCGUGCAAGUACCGCCUGUGCCCGGUUUCACAGUACCAUGAUGACCAGAACUUGCACACCCCGUUCUUUGGCAGAAUGCUUAGCAAUCCCAUUGGCAUUGCCGCGGGAUUCGAUAAAAACGCGGAGGCUGUGGACGGCCUGCAGGAUCUAGGAUUCGGAUUUAUAGAGGUGGGCACAGUCACCCCAGCUGCCCAGGAGGGCAAUCCAAAGCCAAGGGUCUUCCGGUUAUCCGACGACAGGGCCAUCAUCAAUCGGUACGGAUUUAAUAGCGAGGGUCAUCAGGCGGUGCUCCAAAGACUGCGCCUGCUUCGCAAAAAGGAGAACUUCAACGGAGUUGUGGGCGUCAAUCUGGGCCGGAACAAGACCACCAUGAGCCCGAUAGCCGAUUAUGUACAGGGUGUGCGGGUCUUUGGGCCCGUAGCAGAUUACCUGGUCAUUAACGUAAGCAGUCCAAACACCAAGGGCCUGCGAGAUAUGCAGAGCAAGGAGAAGCUAAGAGAGCUCCUGGAGCAAGUCAACGAUACAAAAAACUCCCUGGAUAAAAACAAGAAUGUGCCCAUACUCCUAAAACUCUCGCCGGAUCUAUCGUUGGACGACAUGAGGGACAUUGUGUGGGUUAUCAAGCGCAAGAAAAGCCGCGUGGAUGGCCUGAUCGUGUCCAAUACCACGGUGUCGCGUGAAAACAUCGGAAACAACAAACUGGCCGAGGAAACUGGCGGAUUAAGUGGCCUUCCGCUCAAAGCCCGCUCCACAGAGAUGAUUGCCCAGAUGUACCAGCUCACCGAUGGCAAGAUUCCUAUCAUCGGCGUCGGCGGUGUGGCUUCCGGCUAUGACGCCUACGAAAAGAUCGAAGCUGGGGCCUCGUACGUCCAGCUCUACACGGCUCUGGUGUACGAGGGACCCGCACUCGUGGACGACAUAAAGGCGGAGCUGUCGGCGCUGAUUACCCGGCUAGGUCACACCAAUGUUGCGGACGUUGUGGGUACCAACAGCAAGUUCUAUUUGCCCAACAAAUGAAUCAAAAAUGCCAGGAUUUGAAACAAGUGCUGCAUUCAUUUCUGUACAACUAAGCUGCUCCGACAGCCAUUUCUCAUGCUUUCCUUUCGGUAUAACCAAUAAAUAAAUAAAUUCAUCAUCUAUUA
This is a messenger RNA of Drosophila yakuba, 1492 nucleotides long. It is a transcript of the gene Dhod, whose product is annotated as dihydroorotate dehydrogenase (quinone), mitochondrial. Gene Ontology annotation, biological process: 'de novo' pyrimidine nucleobase biosynthetic process; pyrimidine ribonucleotide biosynthetic process. NCBI's taxonomy places the organism in Eukaryota, Metazoa, Arthropoda, Insecta, Diptera, Drosophilidae. Gene Ontology annotation, cellular component: mitochondrial inner membrane; cytoplasm. The transcript is spliced from 2 exons. The coding region runs from base 147 to 1367 and encodes 406 amino acids. The record is from RefSeq and is a predicted model, not a curated record. Gene Ontology annotation, molecular function: dihydroorotate dehydrogenase activity.